AUAUUAAAAAAAAAAAAACCAAAAAAUAGGAGCUCCGAAUUUCCGUUUUGGUCAAGAGACUCGGAGAGCUCGUGAAAGCAAGAACAAAACACUCAAUCGCUGUCAACCGAAAAUCGUCAGACGCCGAGAUCAGCCCCUCUGUUUCGAACUUCAGAGCUCUCACUUUUAGGGAUUGCGUGUACAAAAUUUCCAAGGCUUGGUUGGUUUCGGGGCUAUUGCGUUGGCUUCUGAUUCAGGAUUUUUGAUAUUCUUAGUCGAAUAUGGAUCUGGUCUCUGGUUACAAGGGCAUGGUUGGGCUUGUUUUCGGCAAUGAGAAUUCUGCAUCCGGUGAAGAUAGCUAUGUUGAACGUGUAUUGGAUCGCAUUAGCAAUGGUCAGCUUGCAGAGGACAGGAGAACUGCUAUGGUGGAACUUCAGUCUGUUGUAGCAGAAAGUCGUGCUGCCCAGCUAGCUUUCGGUGCAAUGGGAUUCCCUGUGCUCAUGAGUGUUUUGAAGGAGGAACGGGAUGAUGUUGAAAUGGUUCGAGGGGCCCUUGAAACUCUUGUAAGUGCAUUAACUCCUCUCGAUCAUGCGAAAGGAUCCAAGGAUGAAGUCCAACCAGCUCUGAUGAACUCUGAUCUGCUUUCAAGGGAAUCAGACAGCAUCUCUCUUCUUUUGAGUCUUUUGUCAGAAGAGGAUUUUUAUGUGAGAUAUUAUACUCUUCAACUGUUGACAGCUCUUCUUACAAAUUCUCCCACGAGGUUGCAGGAAGCAAUUCUCAGCAUUCCUCGUGGUAUAACUCGACUAAUGGACAUGCUUAUGGAUCGCGAGGUUAUACGGAAUGAGGCUCUGCUAUUGCUUACUUACUUGACCCGUGAAGCUGAGGAAAUUCAAAAAAUCGUGGUAUUUGAAGGUGCAUUUGAGAAGGUUUUUAGCAUCAUUAAAGAGGAAGGAGGCUCUGAUGGUGGUGUUGUUGUGCAGGAUUGCCUAGAAUUGUUGAACAACCUUCUAAGAAAAAAUGCAUCAAAUCAGGUGUUGCUGAGGGAGACUAUGGGAUUUGAUCCAUUAAUAUCAAUUCUGAAGUCAAGAGGAGGUACUUACAGUUUCACACAACAAAAGACAAUAAAUUUACUCAGCGCAUUAGGAACUAUAAAUUUACUGAUAAUGGGAGACCCCAAGGUUGAUCCUGGAAAAGAUGGAAAUAAGCUGACUAAUAAAACAACUUUGGUUCAGAAAAAGGUUUUGGAUCAUCUUCUACUGUUAGGUGUUGAAAGCCAAUGGGCCCCUGUUCCAGUCCGUUGUGCGGCAUUACAAUGCAUUGGCAAUCUGAUCUCUGAGCAUCCCAAAAAUCUUGAUACUAUUGCAAGCAAACUCCUUGGAGACAAUGUGCAAGAACCUGCCCUGAAUUCAAUACUUAGAAUCAUUUUGCGGACAUCAAGUACCCAAGAAUUCUUUGCUGCUGAUUACGUUUUUAAGUGCUUUUGUGAGAAAAAUUCUGAUGGACAAACAAUGUUGGCAUCCACUUUAAUUCCUCAACCACAGUCCAUGAUCUAUGCACCACUUGAGGAGGAUGUGAACAUGUCAUUUGGAAGCAUGCUGUUGCGUAGUCUUACUUUGAGUGAAAAUGAUGGUGAUCUCGAGACAUGUUGCAGAGCUGCCAGUGUUCUAUCGCAUGUGAUUAAGAACAACAAUCAGUGCAAGGAAAGGGUACUGAAAAUAAAACUUGAAGCACCCAUGCCUUCCUUGGGAGAUCCCGAACCUCUGAUGCAUCGAAUGGUGAAGUAUUUGGCUGUUGCCUCUUCUAUGAAAAAUAGAAAUGGGAAGUCGUCCUUGAGCAGCAAUUCAUAUGUUCAACUAAUCAUAUUGAAAUUGCUUAUCAUUUGGUUGGCUGACUACCCCAGUGCAGUGCAGUGCUUCCUAGAUUCACGGCCCCACCUCACAUAUCUGCUUGAGUUGGUCGCAGAUUCAUCUGUAACUGUUUCCAUGAGGGGUUUGGCAGCAGUUAUCUUGGGGGAAUGUGUAAUCUAUAAUAAAUCAAGUGAUAACGAGAAGGAUGCUUUUACCAUUGUUGAUACCAUUAGUCAGAAGGUUGGGCUUACAUCAUACUUUCUGAAGUUUGAUGAGCUGCAGAAGAGCUUUCUUUUUGCCUCCAAAUCAUCAGAACCACGGAAAGUUCUGACAAGAUCUAUAGCUGCUAGUAUGGCUGAUAUUGAAGAUGUUGAUGAUGAUCCUUCAAAUCAGAAAGACGAGGAGCUUCCUAUUCUCUCAUCUGUUUUCGAUGCUCAUUUUAUCAACACUGUUAAGAAAUUGGAAGCAGAUAUCAGAGAGAGUAUUGUUGUGGUAUAUAGUCAACCAAAGAGCAAGGUGGCUGUGGUGCCAGCAGAACUAGAGCAGGGGAAAGGGGAAGCUGAUGGUGAGUACAUCAAGCGGCUUAAAGCAUUUGUAGAGAAGCAAUGCACCGAGAUACAGGACCUUCUUAGUAGAAAUGCAACUUUAGCUGAGGACCUCUCUAAAACCGGAGGGAAUGACUCCCCGAGUGAGCAGAGAGCGAGUGGGCCAUCCAACCGAGUCCAAUUAGAGACACUUCAAAGAGAUCUUCAAGAAACAUCUAAACGGCUGGAACUGCUCAAGGAAGAGAAAGUGAAAGUCGAAUCUGAUGCAUCCUACUACCGAAACUUGGCUGGUAAGAUGGAAUCCGAUCUUAAGAGCCUCUCAGAUGCAUACAACAGUCUCGAACAAGCAAACUUCCAUCUAGAAAAGGAGGUAAAAGCUUUGAAGAGAGGAGAACACUCUGUUAGCCCCGACAUUGAGGCAAUUAAGGCAGAAGCAAGGGAAGAAGCUCAGAAGGAGAGCGAGACUGAACUGAAUGACUUGCUUGUGUGCCUCGGGCAAGAACAAAGUAGAGUGGAAAGAUUAAGUGCAAGGUUAAUCGAGUUAGGAGAGGAUGUUGAUAAACUUCUUGAAGGAAUCGGAGACGAUCUGGGGCUGCCCGAAGACGAUGAAGAUGAAGAUUGAUAUUGUGCACUCUGUGAUGUUCUUGUGCCUUCUCCUCCUCCUUAUAGGUAUGAUUGAUUGUGUUUUAUUCUCCAUUUGUACAUUUCUUGUUGCACUGUACAGUUUGAAACUUGUCUACUAUACUCAUUCUGGAGUAACGGGAGGUUCAGUUUAAAUUAUGAUAUACUUGAAUCGAAUUCCAUUCGGAGCUUGCAACCUACGAUAUAUAUUUCUAUCCGAAUAUCAGUUGCAAACAAUGAGCUUUUCAUUCAAGGGAA
This is a messenger RNA of Benincasa hispida (wax gourd), 3250 nucleotides long. RefSeq names its product golgin Putative 6 (gene GC6). Gene Ontology annotation, cellular component: Golgi membrane; Golgi stack; ER to Golgi transport vesicle membrane. The record is from RefSeq and is a predicted model, not a curated record. Gene Ontology annotation, biological process: endoplasmic reticulum to Golgi vesicle-mediated transport; vesicle fusion with Golgi apparatus; intracellular protein transport. NCBI's taxonomy places the organism in Eukaryota, Viridiplantae, Streptophyta, Magnoliopsida, Cucurbitales, Cucurbitaceae.